AUCUUAUCAGUCAGAACUUCACCUUCCACUUGAUUGGACUACCGAAAGCAGUUAAAUCCUCUUGUUGCGAUAAUUUUUUUUAUCUGUGUAAUUUUUGUUUUAAAUAUCAUAAAAAAAAUCUGAAUUGCCGACUUUCGUUGGAUGAUAAGACAAGACAGACAGAUAAUUCUAGUGGAUUCGGAAAUUUUUCAGUCAUUUUCGGUGCUUUGGCGUGAAAAGACCUAUUUUUUGCCUUUUAUCCAUUGAGAAAAAAAAAUCACGAGGAUGGAUGUCGUACAAAACGUUACAUCAACUGUUCAAACGCACUUUGGUACCGUAGAUUAUGCAGUUUUUGUGAUGAUUCUUUCGCUUUCCGCUGGAAUUGGGGUUUAUUUCGGAUUUUUUCGACGUGGCGAAGACUCAACGGAAGAAUAUUUGCAUGGAGGACACAAAAUGAAAGUUAUUCCAAUUGCCAUUUCCUUGAUCGCGAGUCAGUUAUCUGGCGUAACAAUGAUGACCGUACCUGCGGAGAUGUAUUUUUACGGAACGCAAUAUUACAUUAUCGCUAUUUUGAUGAUUGCCAUCACUUUUGUGAUAAAUUCCUUCGUUCAAGUUUUCUACGAGAACAAGUUGUCAAAUUGUAACGAAUAUCUGGAGUAUCGUUUUAGUGCGAGUGUUAAACACAUUAUUCAAGUCGUUUAUAUUGCCACGAAUUUUUUGAUGCUGCCAAUUGUUAUCUACAUUCCGUCUUUGGCAUUUUCGCAGGUAACGGGAACGAGCAUUUCGGUCAUCAAUGCGAUCGUUUGUGGCGUUGGCGUGUUCUAUACGAUGUUCGGAGGUAUCAAAGCUGUGGUUUGGACAGAUGUGCUUCAAGCUUUUGUCAUGGUAGCAUCGACAUUUUUCAUCGCGGGUUACAGUUUGAAUCUGCUUGGAGGGUUUGGGGAAGUUUUCAGUAUCGCAAGUAAUGGAGGAAGACUCGAACUGUUGAAUUUAAACUUUGAUUUCACAUCUCGCAUCACUUUUUGGAAUUCGAGUCUUGGAUAUUCGUUGGGAUGGUUGGCAUAUGUUGGUUUGAAUCAAAAUUGCGUGCAACGAAUGGUGUCUUUGCCGUCAAUGAAGAAAGCUCGUUGCGCAAUGUGGCUUUUCUGUUUGGGAUUUAUCUUCAUUACGAGUUUGACAUGCUUCACAGGUCUCUUGAUCUACGCCAAAUAUCACGAUUGCGAUCCAAAAACCGUUGGGCUCAUUGAAAAAGCUGACCAAAUGUUGCCCUUGUUCGUGCAAGAUGUUGUCGGACACAUUCCUGGCAUCACGGGCAUCUUCAUCUCAUGCGUUUUUAGUGCUGGGCUGAGCACAAUUUCAGCUAUGAUGAAUGCUCUUGCGGGAAUUGUGUAUCAAGAUUACUUGAAACCGAUGAACUGCAUCGGGCAUACUGAAAGAAAGGCGAAUUUAUGGAUGAAGGGAAUCGUACUUACCUUUGGCAUCUAUUGUGUCUUGAUGGAAGUUGUCAUCGAGAAGUUUACUCAUCUCUUGGAUGCUGUUUACUCCAUUUCAGCUCUUCUCAAUGGACCAACUGUUGGUGUCUUCACGUUGGGACUUCUUUGGCCUUGGGCAAACAAAAAAGGUGCUCUUACGGGAGUUCUUGCAAGUGUUGGAGGUUUGUCGUAUAUCGUCAUUGGACAUCUUUCUCUCAAAUUUCAAGAUCAAUUGAAAUAUCCAACGCUUAACACAUCCAUUGAAGGAUGCGCAGACUUGGGAAUUAAUAUCACGAAUAUUGACUUGAAUAUCGCUCCGAUUCCUGAACCGAUUGAAUUUAGUUUGAACACGAUUUCGUUUCCGUGGUUCAGUUUGAUCGGCGGAUUGAUUGUUUGGGUCGUUGGAAUUCCUGUUAGCGCUUUUACGGGCGGCAAUAACACACGAAUGCUUGAUGUUACGUUGUUGGCUCCCGUCAUUCGUGGAUUCUUCAAGAAAGAUAGAACUGAAAAAGGAGAGGAAAUGACCUUUAUUGAGAAGAAAAUUAUAAUGGACACGAAUGGAACAAUAACGGAACAGAUUUUUGCUCAAAAAGAUGAUUAUGAGAUGGAAAAGAAGGAUCGAGAUUAAAAUUUUUAUAGUUUAAUAGAAAUAUAAACCAAAAAAGUAUUCAAAAAUAGGAAAAAUGAAUAAAAUUUAUUAUAUAAAUACGGAAAAUAUGAAGAGAAAUCAUCUCUGGAAUGAACAUUCUUAUUCAA
Culicoides brevitarsis is the source of this 2207-nucleotide messenger RNA. It is a transcript of the gene Smvt, whose product is annotated as sodium-coupled monocarboxylate transporter 2. The coding region runs from base 265 to 2079 and encodes 604 amino acids. Gene Ontology annotation, biological process: transmembrane transport; sodium ion transport. The record is from RefSeq and is a predicted model, not a curated record. The transcript has 3 exons. Gene Ontology annotation, molecular function: symporter activity. Gene Ontology annotation, cellular component: membrane. Lineage: Eukaryota; Metazoa; Arthropoda; Insecta; Diptera; Ceratopogonidae.